AUGGACAUUGCCAAAAAGAAUGACGAACAGCGGCUCGACUGCCUCCUGUAUUCCGAGCGCUUUUCCUGCAAGAAAUACGAAAUGACAUUUUCAGAAGCUGUUGUCGCCGAAACUUCGGGCUACGCAGCGCCACACAUCAUAUCAAACAUGAAACAACUGGGUUUGCAGGGCCACCAACUAUCGAAAACACACAACUUAGCGAUGAACACGAAGUCUAUAAACAGCAGCUGCGUGCUUUUCAUGAGUGCCACUUUACCAUGCCUUUGCUAUUUCUCUUUUAGUAUGGGUGUAGGCAUGCGCUGCUUGCAGCCCACAUGUCUUAACUCGGCAGGAGUAUGA
Messenger RNA from Toxoplasma gondii ME49, 339 nucleotides. RefSeq lists its product as hypothetical. The transcript is spliced from 3 exons. Bases 1 to 339 code for a protein of 112 amino acids. Lineage: Eukaryota; Apicomplexa; Conoidasida; Eucoccidiorida; Sarcocystidae. The record is from RefSeq and is a predicted model, not a curated record.